This is a messenger RNA of Cryptococcus deneoformans JEC21, 1792 nucleotides long. RefSeq lists its product as hypothetical. Lineage: Eukaryota; Fungi; Basidiomycota; Tremellomycetes; Tremellales; Cryptococcaceae. The transcript is spliced from 2 exons. Bases 15 to 1499 code for a protein of 494 amino acids. The record is from RefSeq and is a predicted model, not a curated record.
GCGUCCCCGCCACAAUGUCGCAGGAGAACCCGCCCUCGCUGCUGAUCCCCCCGAAUCCCUCCCUCUCCCAGCAGAAACCAUCCGCCUCCAUCCUCCUCAACGGCCCAAACCGCCCCCGAGGGCCCAGCAGCAGCACGGCGCCAGACACGGCCUCCCAACGCUCCCUCUCCGCAUCGUCCUUCACCGGCAGCCACUCCCCCGUCUCCUCACUCACCUCCGUGUUCUCCCAUGCCAGCGGCAGUGGCGAAGGCAGCGGCAGCGGUGACGGCGGCUUCCCUUCUCCGCCCGAUUUCUCGUCUUCGCCGGCCUCUUCACACAACUCGCUGCACUCCCACCCUGCCAAGCAGUCCGGCCACAACUACACUGCGCCAUCCUCACCCGCCGGCUUUCAUCCCUCGCGACGAGCGUCCCACGCAAAGAUCCAUUUUGCACCUCUUCCUGCCGUGCCUCCCGAGUUCCGAAGACGAAACUCCAUCUCGUUGGGUGUAGCUUCCCGUCGAAACCUCAUUGGUAUGCAGGGUCAGGGACACAAGGGAGGAGUGCAGAGAGUCGUGAUGAGUGAUGAAGAUUGGGACAAUUAUUGCAAGCAGUUUGAAGAGAAGCAAGGCAACAACGAUGUCAUUGAUGUCGGACAGCUAGCCAAAUCAGGCGCAAAAGCCCUCUGGCGCUCAGUCAAACGUCGUCGCUCUGGAUCCCAAUCUUCUCAAAAUUCCACAGCUUCCACAGCCACUACAGCAUCCACCUCUGCUUCCCCCUCGACCGUAUCCGACUCUGCCCCCCUCGGCCGCCAUUCUCUCACUGGUACAUCCAACAGCGGUUCCACCCACAGUCUCAAUGGCCCCCUCAACGGCUCCCUUCACCUCGCCCCAGUCAGAGAAGAGUCCGAGUUUGCACUCAAGAGCAUCCCCGGUUCUCCUCCUGCAACCACUAUCGACGAUGCAGGUUUGCCCCCUAUGCGCGUGCGCGCUCCUGUACCCAGAAGGCCGCACUCGCCGCGGCACGUACACGCCGCACAUGCCAUGCUGCAUAAUUCAGCGAUGGAAACGGACAUGGGCAUGGGCGAUGGUGAUGCAGCAAUGGAUGGGGAUGGGGAUGCGACCCCGAGAAGACGGCCUUCUCCGCCCCCGAGGUUGGCAGACAAGUUGCCUACCGAGGACGAGCUCGAGCAGAUUGCCGACGAGGACGAAGAGGAAGAGGCUCAAGAUGCAGCUGCAGCUGCAGAGGUCGAAGAGGGAGAGGAAGAAAUGGCCGGAGCCCCAUUGUCACCCGUCGCAGAAGGAGCUUCCCGACCUGAGGUUGAGCCUGAGGCAGAGGCUGUAGCUGGAGCUGGAGCUGAGGCUGCCGCUCCCCCUUCACCAGAAGAACAGGCUUCAAUCGAGAGUCAUGAUACCGAAUCUCGCGAGACGCACGAAGAUAGGAAAAGAGGCAGGAGGUCUGCCGUUCUCGGUUUCGAUGUGGAGAGGUUUGGAUUUAUGAGUAUCCACGACAAGAACCAUUGAGGCGUAGGAUAGCGGAAGAGAAUAAACAAGCAGUCAAAAGACUUGUCAUUACCCCACCCCCCCAAAAACCAGCUGUCAAAGCUGAAUUUAGAAGUACCCAGAGUGAUUCUUUUUUUUUGUUGUAGCAAGGAGCAAGGACGUCGGAAGAAAGUAGUUCUAAUAUUCCACAGUUCUGUAGCCUGUAUCACGGUAAUAGAAGUGACAUGUACGCAUCUAUGUCGGAAGCGCAAUGCUAGGUGUAUUGGCUGAGAAGCCUUGGUAUUCAACGGUAACAAGACGAUACCUGUACUUCG